AUGCGUAACGAUCUACUCGAAGGUCCAUCCUCACUAAUCCACUCGCCAAGUCUUGAUUUAGAUGAUACGCCGUCAGGAACCUCAACUCGUAGCUACGCUGAGGCAUCACGUCAAAAGAAUGGUCCAUAUACGAUCAUCGUUAGGGGAAAGACAUUUAUCCUUACAAGAGAUCAAAUCCAAUUCGAUUCUCCUAAUUUAUUUACGAUUGCAUUUCUAGAUGAUAUUUAUUCAGAAAAUGUUUCAGGACGGUUACGUUUAGAUAGUAGAUCACCCGAUUUAUUUGAAAUAAUUGUUGAAUAUUUAUCAGGUUAUCCUAUUUUACCUGUUAAAGAACCGGCCAAGUUAUUAGCAGAUUCAAAGUAUUAUGGAUUAGAUGGAUUAAGAGAUCUAUUAAGUUUACCAAUAGUCGGACCAUCUUUAAGUUCAAGACACUCUAUCAGAAAGGUUGUGAGAUUAGAGGAUAUGGUCAGUGGUAGGACUAAUGACAUAGAAUGGACGAAGGAUGGUUUAGUUGAAGUAGCACGUGGACCUCCGAGCCAUGUGAUGGUUUUCAUCACGGGAGCUUCGUUCAGGUUGGAUAUGACAGUAACGUUGAAUGGAGAAUGUGUACAGGCGCUCUUUGGGAUCGAAUUGCCACCCUAUGCGGAAGAUACACACGAAUGGACAACAAUGAUGGCCGAAUCUCUUUCGGCUACACCUGUAGUAUUGAACGAUGGUGCCUUCGAUGGAAACUUUGGGGAUCUUGUCAAUUGGGUGGCUUCGUUCUUGGAACGUUUCUCUCCUCCACGUGACAAGUUAACAGCUGCCAAUUACGAACGAGGAAUUAGACCAGUACCUUUGCAAGAGCCGGAUAUCACUGAAAGCCUAACUCGUAUCAUGCCAGGUUUGGCUGGAAAUCUUCGACUUGAAGCGUCACAAGGCCACACAGCUCUAAAACUUACGACCUCAUUCUGGGCGACUGAAUUGUCCGUCAUCGUCACCCCAAUGUUUACAGAUUCAAGCCAAGUAGAAAAUCCUCCAAAACUAGUGGCUAAACUUUUAAAUUGUAGUCUGACUACCGGUCUCUUCAGAAGAAGAGCACUAAGGCCGAUUGUGCAAAGAAGUGACGAGGAUCAAUAG
This is a messenger RNA of Melampsora larici-populina 98AG31, 1119 nucleotides long. RefSeq lists its product as uncharacterized. NCBI's taxonomy places the organism in Eukaryota, Fungi, Basidiomycota, Pucciniomycetes, Pucciniales, Melampsoraceae. The transcript is spliced from 7 exons. The record is from RefSeq and is a predicted model, not a curated record. The coding region runs from base 1 to 1119 and encodes 372 amino acids.